AAGUUAUCUAGUGUCUUGUGUAGUUUCUUGAGUCACCACCACUCAUGUAUGCUACAUUAUCCUUCGCUUCUUUUUUCCCUACAAUUUCUCAAAAUGUCACCACAACUUCAAUCUUCAUAAUUAGCCGCACUAAUACCUACUCGACCAGACCUCCAAAAUCCAUUUGCCAGAGUCCGCAACCGUCCACCACUCGUUGUUGGGCUAGACGGCAAGUUAGAUACAAUGACGACGAAGAUGAAAACGACCAAGAAUAUGGACACAAUGAAGAAAUAGCAAUGUUGGAAUUCUAUAGCCAAAUUGCACAAGAAGCACUUUUGGUUAAAGCAAUAGUGGAUGACCAAGAAGUUGAAGUUCUUAUCUUCAAGGGAUUCUCGUCGAGCUUGAGCUCAGAAACUCCUCCCGACCCAACAAGGAGUAUUCUUCCGGAAAGAGCGGUUAUUAAAGGCAUUGAUCGAGUUAAAGGCCCUUUUGAUCCAUCUAAUAUCGAUUACAUUGAGAAGGACUUAACCGUUGAGGCUUUUAAAGAAGUUGUUGAGAAAAUAAAAGCCAUUCAACAAUCCAAAUGAGUGUCCAUGUCAAUUCUUGAUUAUCAUGUGUAAUGUAAUAGUUGGCAAUGAUUUAUUUGAUGUUUUUGACA
This is a messenger RNA of Erigeron canadensis, 637 nucleotides long. RefSeq lists its product as uncharacterized. The record is from RefSeq and is a predicted model, not a curated record. NCBI's taxonomy places the organism in Eukaryota, Viridiplantae, Streptophyta, Magnoliopsida, Asterales, Asteraceae. Bases 45 to 566 code for a protein of 173 amino acids. Gene Ontology annotation, cellular component: chloroplast. The transcript has 2 exons.